UGAGAGCCACUGUCUGCUAUAGGUAUGCGUUUGAACAUGGAGUAACCUGGAGAUAAACAACUUCAAUAUCGUAAAAAAUUCUGCAGCACUUCUGACCAAUUACUAUGAUUUGGUAUGAACAUUGCAUAAAAAUUGCUGCACACUUUUUCUAAAGAUUUCCGUAAGUCUUUAAGAAGAAUCUUCAACAAGACUUGAUGAAAUAAGAUACUUGCUAAAGGGCAUUCGCAAAGUGGCUUGCAUAACACAACGCUACUAGAAUACAACGCAUUUAUGAAAGUAUUUAUCUGAAAACUGAAUGUCUAACACAAACUGCUGAAGAAGUUUUACUUCUUCCAUGAGCUCGUAUGAGUGAAGCUCACAUAUUUAUCGUUUUGAUAAUUACGCUUUCUAUAAUCUAUAUAAAAUAUCAAUUAAUCAUUUCUGACAACUUCAGCUAUUUCAGGGAAAAAAUUCUUGAAAUCAAAUAUCAUUUUACCUAAAAGAGCAUACACCAAAAUGAAUAUUCAAAAAUCGGCGUCGAUAUUUAUGAUCAUCGUCGCAUUCACUGAAAGUUGUGUUCCUCUUUUCUACCCAAAUACCGUUGAAGAACACAAUAUUAUAAAUUUAUCACGGUGGACCGUAAUCGUACGUCAACGUACAAUGUCGAGAUUUAUAUUCAACGAUACUUUACAGUACGGUUCUAUUAUUCAUUUUCAAGCCGUUCUUACAUUGAAUACAACAUUUAUGAACAUGCCUCACGCAAACUUUACUUGCACUAGUAGUUGUCAAGUAUUGAAAACAAGCAAGAAUUUAGACAAUUGUCACAAUAGACAUGUUAUCAAAGUUAUUGACGUACGUCGCAAGGCAGUUACUCAGUAUAUAGACUACAAUAAUUUUGUUAUAUUGAUUCUUGAGUCACCUUUUCUAAGUGAAAAGGUUAAUGUAAUCAAUUUAGCAAAGAGUGAUGAUUUAAUAAUUGCCAAUGACAAUUGUUAUUUUUAUGGUUUAACAGCAUCUGUGAAAGAACCUCGUUCACUUACAAUUGAUAAAUAUUUGACUGCAGCUCCAUAUAAGUUCGAGAUUAUAAAUGGAAAAUUUAGAAACUUAACUCACGUUGUUGAUGCUAAUGAACACAUCAACGUCAGCAUAAUUUUAUUAAUGAAAAAUUUAUAUGCAAAUCCAGUGAUAUGUCAAGAUCAGUUUGAUCCAAGGCGUCAUUCCCAUAUUGGAUUCUUAAAUAUUCAUGUCAAAAAUUUAACGUUCGAACCAUUUGAAUUGCAGCUGAAUGAAUCAUUUAUAUUAAUAUCUCAACAAGAGAAGAUAUAUAAAGAAAUAAAUGAUUAUUUCAAUGCAACUCAAAACAAGAUUCUUUGAAAUAAUACUGCUAUAAUAGAUUAUGAGGUAAAGAAUGAGACAAAAUGAUGUUAGGCUACGGUGAAGUUUUCUAGCAGCUCAUGGAGUACAAUAGCGUCUUUUAUCUCGUGCUACUCAUUAUACUUUUCAAAAUUACCGACACUAAAAAUUUGACUUUUGCUGUCUUCAGCAGAUGAUCUUGAAAUAAAAAAACUCCUUGAACUUUCUUCAUAAUAAUUUAUAAAUAGCAGUUUUUUAAGACCUAGUUAUAUAAAUUUUGUUAGACAAUUUUUAUUCAACUUAAAUGGAUUCGAAAAAUGGGUGCGCAGCGAAAUUAUUUAUAAACCUACAAAUCAAUGCAUAUUUUAUGUCAUAACUAGCUUUUCAGAUUAAAUACCAAUAAAAUAAAAUCAGUUUUAAUAAAUGUUAUCAUGGUUAUUUGAAUACUCUUUUAAUUUCUACUGACUAUACAUGAAUUCAAGAAUACUCGUUUCCAUAUUUAGCGAUUCAAAUUUAUUUACUAAAAUUUGCUAUUGUUUAAAUAUUCAUUAUUUAUCUUCUGUAAGUUUUCAAGUUCCCGAUCUAAGCCCGUAGGUUUCAAAGAUGCUUUCAUUGAAUUGAGCAUCUUUGCCAUAUUUUCAGCCAUUGAAACCAGAGAGUUAGAAUAGUCGCUCGCCACCCUAGAAGCUUCUGUUGUUGUCGUUAUAUAAUCAUAUACUGUGGUGGCUUUUUUAUUGGUGGCAUACUUCUUAACAUACUCCUCUAUAUUAGUGGCCAUUUUAUCACCAAGUUCAUGCAUACUUCUGUAUUCGUCAGUAGAGUCGAAAGGAUAUUCAGUUGAACGGUAACUUAAACCUGAUGAGUAGUCGUGUUCAUUAUCGUC
Microplitis mediator is the source of this 2215-nucleotide messenger RNA. RefSeq lists its product as uncharacterized. The record is from RefSeq and is a predicted model, not a curated record. The transcript is spliced from 5 exons. NCBI's taxonomy places the organism in Eukaryota, Metazoa, Arthropoda, Insecta, Hymenoptera, Braconidae. The coding region runs from base 496 to 1353 and encodes 285 amino acids.